Molecule: messenger RNA, 1489 nt
Organism: Balaenoptera musculus (blue whale)
Lineage: Eukaryota; Metazoa; Chordata; Mammalia; Artiodactyla; Balaenopteridae
Gene: HTATIP2
Product: HIV-1 Tat interactive protein 2
Exons: 6
Coding region: 87-920 (277 amino acids)
Biological process (GO): import into nucleus
Cellular component (GO): cytoplasm
Source: RefSeq, a predicted model, not a curated record
GACGAAGUCGGGUAGGCGCGGACCGGGGAGGGGCCCCGCAGAGUCGGGCGAGGGGAGGAAAGCCGCCGGGCUGGAGGGAUGGCCGGAUGUCCCUGCCCGCAGCCCUGAGCGCGGCGCUGGCGGCGGCGGUGCUGGUGAUCGCGCUGCUCGUGCUGCAGCCUGAGGACGCGGGGCCGGGGGCCGGCUCCAGCAUGGCUGAGACAGAAGCGCUACCGAGGCUUCGAGAAGACUUCAGGAUGCAGAAUAAAUCCGUCUUUAUUUUGGGUGCCAGCGGGGAAACCGGCAGAGUGCUCUUGAAAGAAAUCCUGGAGCAGGGCCUGUUUUCCAAAGUCACGCUGAUUGGCCGGAGGAAGCUCACCUUCGACGAGGAAGCUUAUAAAAACGUGAAUCAAGAAGUGGUGGACUUUGAGAAAUUGGAUGACUACGCUUCUGCCUUUCAAGGUCAUGAUGUUGGAUUCUGUUGCCUGGGUACCACCAGAAAGAAAGCUGGGGCGGAGGGAUUUGUUCAUGUUGAUCGAGAUUACGUCCUGAAGUCUGCAGAGCUGGCAAAAGCUGGAGGGUGCAAACAUUUCAACUUGCUGUCCUCUAAGGGAGCUGAUAAGUCAAGCAAUUUUUUGUAUCUGCAAGUCAAGGGAGAAGUGGAAGCUAGGGUUGAAGAGUUAAAAUUUGAUCGUUACUCCAUAUUUAGGCCCGGAGUUCUAUUAUGUGAUAGGCAAGAAUUUCGCCCAGGUGAAUGGUUGGUUAGGAAGUUCUUUGGCUCCUUACCAGAAUCUUGGGCCAGCGGUCACUCUGUGCCAGUGAUGACGGUGGUUAGAGCAAUGCUGAACAACGCAGUGAGACCAAGUGACAAGAAGAAGGAACUGCUGGAUAACGAGGCCAUCCACGACCUGGGGAAAGCUGAUGGCUCUCUCAAGCCGUGACCACACUGGAGAAAUGCUUUCUGUUGUCAAACUCAACACCCAUCACCUAAUUGGUAAUUACAGUGUCUAAAAAAAACAUGUGCUUUAACUGUGGUUUCACUAUUCUCAGUCGCCCAGAUCCAAUCAAAAAAUGAUCGUGCUCUGCAUCAGCAUUUUAGAGCCUGAUUGUACAUAUGUAGACAUCACCCGGGGAGCCUUUCAAAAACAGAGAUCCAGCAGCUCCCUGGUGGUCUAGUGUCUCGUGUUCGGCACAGAAAUGAGAGGUUCAUAGGCCCUACCUCAAACUUUCUCAAUCAGAAUUUUGGGGGCAUGGGCACAGAAAUCUGUUGUUUUAUUUAAGCUUCUCUUAUGGUUCUGAUGCCACUGGUGGGGAGGCCAGCUUUGAAAGCUUGUCUGCAGAGUCACAGCAGCAGUGAAAACUUUAUGUAUCAUGCAGAUGAGUCCUGAACAAAAAUUGUUGACAUUUGUGUCUCUGAGUUACCCAGUGCUGACUGCAUGUUAAUUGUGUAAGUGAACAUUGUGCCUUACUAUUUCUUUAGAAUAUAUAAUAAAAGUUAUUAUAUAACUGA